Messenger RNA from Pyricularia pennisetigena, 1752 nucleotides. RefSeq lists its product as uncharacterized. The record is from RefSeq and is a predicted model, not a curated record. The transcript has 5 exons. The coding region runs from base 1 to 1752 and encodes 583 amino acids. Lineage: Eukaryota; Fungi; Ascomycota; Sordariomycetes; Magnaporthales; Pyriculariaceae. Gene Ontology annotation, molecular function: GTP binding; GTPase activity. Gene Ontology annotation, biological process: small GTPase-mediated signal transduction.
AUGAUGGACCUAGACUGGCCUAUGGACGCGUUUCUGCGUCCAAACCAUCCGGCACCUCCACAGUCAGCAGGAUCGACAAAUCCUGAGGGACCGUUUGAGUUUACAGCCGGCAGGCGUCAACGCAAUGGCAGUUGCCACAAAGACGAAGUGCAUAUGGUUACAGAACCUCUGUACACCAACUUGGACGAGCAGGGAAACUCAGUUAUUCAUCCGGGCUUCUCUUCAUGGCUAUCAGCUCUCCCUGAUCCCAUCAGCCCUAUUGAGAGGUACCAACGUGAGCUGCAGUCGUACCCCACGGAAGUUGUGCGGCUGCCCAAGCGAAGAAGAGAUGAGUUUGAAGGCGGCGAUGGUGGCAAGCUCGCCAACGCUGUGUGUGUGGAAGUUCGGCCAGGAACUCCGGCGGACGGAGUCAUUCAACGACCUGACUGUGCAAAGACUCCGGGAGAGCAUGUGAAAUAUAUCGGAUCUUUCAACUCGGGUCACAACGAUAGGGAGCGGCCUCCGAUGGUGCACUACUCUUUGCCACGUGGGGGUGGUGCUCAGCGGCGCGUUGCUUGGGACAAGCAGCAGCAACAGGAGAUCCAAGGACACCCGCAACGGAAACAGCCCUCGCAAGAAAAGCAUACUCACCGGAAACUGCAGAAGAAGCAGCCUGAACAGCUGCCAAUGGAUCUUGACAGCGACAAUGACCAAAACAAUCACGCGCAAGAGCCACCUAGAAAGCUAGCACGCCUUGAUAUCCUCACGCGAGCCUUUUCCAGACGCAGCCGCAAGAGCUCAACAGCAAGUAACCGUCCCGAUGGGCCUGAUUUGGAACGCCCAGGAACUUCCCUGGGUGACGUCUUUUUCUCGUUACGUCGACGUUCCACCUUUCAAGGAGGUGCCGAUAUGAGCCCACGGCGACUGAGUCUCAAUCUCAACAAGCUUACGGAGUCAGAUCGGUCAGGAACUCCGAAUGGGGCCAACCACCGGACAAUCCAUGGCCUCUCAUCGCGCUUAAGCUCCAUGUUUACCCCCGACGGGCCUCCGCCAAUGGAGGAUGACCGGCCCAGGGUUUUGGGCCCACAGGACACCGAGUCCGGAGACUACCGCAUGCAAAUCGCUCUUGUCGGCGAUGCGACUGUGGGAAAGAGCAGCUUGAUCAAACAAUUUGUCACCGCCCACUUCGACAAAGAGUACAAUCCCACCAACAAAGACCUACAUCUGAUCCUUCUCCCAUACGCUGGAGGCACCUCCUGCCUCCUAGAGCUACACGACUGUGGUGGCGGUCAGGAAGAGAGUGACAUUAGUUAUCUUGCUCAGAGUUGGUGGGAUGCAAUUGUUAUCUGCUACUCUAUUGGCGACUCAGCCUCUUUGUCUUCCUGUACAACUCGUUGGAUAGAUGAUGCUCGUAAAAAUGCCGAGGGCGUACCGGUAUUUCUUGCAGGUCUAAAGAGUGACCGCCGGAGGCCUCAUCUUGAACUUGCAUUUAUUCCGGAGUGCAAGAUCGUCUCACGUUAUGAUGGCGAGGAGGCAGCGCGAGCCAUUGGUGCUGAGAGAUACCUUGAGUGCUCCGCCAAAAAUUGCGAAGGUAUCGAGAAUCUUUUCAAAACUGUGGUAAGCAGCUCUUUGCCACGAGUGAUCGAGAACACCCGGCGCGCCUCAGACAGACAUCAUCUUUGCAAGCCGAAGGUCGAUAUACUCUACGGAACCGGACGCAAGAUCAAGGACUUUAUUCGUACGGCCAGAGAUGAGCGGCCUAGCACAGCAUAA